AUGAUCAAUCAAGCCCAUAAUCUAAAAUUUCUAUUCCGUCCCCCUUUUCAGUUGGAGUUACACAGGAGAGGUCCAUUGGGGGCACUAGUUACUGGUUGGGUUACAUUGGUCCAUAGGCGCGCGAAUAGGGUCUUACCAGUCUAUUCUUUGGGUUGCCUUCAGAAAGUGCUGAUUUCUCCUCUUCUGACUGCCCUUCUUCAGGCACAACCAUACCUUCUGGCAAUGAAAUUGGAUUUAUCCCCGCUCGAUUUCUUUCUUGCGGAAGAAGAUCGUACUAAGUUCCUUUCCCCAUUCUUGGGUGGAUUAGAAGCAUUAGAAGAUCUUCCCCAUCCCUAUUGGAAUGAAUGCUUGAAUAGUCCUUUCCCCUUUGGCCAAGCUAGUAAAGUAUCUCAUUCUAUCAUUUCUUACUUGACUUUUUUGACUGUAGCGGUUACAGCUAGACUACUUUGCUCAGCCACUCCUUGCUUCAUUUUUGAAUGGAAAAGAAAGGCUAUUUUCAGUUACGGACUUAGGGACCCGGGUCAAAAAGAUGUCUUUCGCCCUGAGAUAGAUUUCUUUCUCGGAUCCGCUAUAUAUUAUACAUUGGUUCAAGAAGGGCCUUCCAAACUGGAUCAUCCCACUCACUGUCUGUGGGGUAGGAGGUUGUCACCGACAGAGCGCAAUUACACCAUAACUGAAAGAGAAGGACUCACAUGGUACAUUCUGUACAGAAGUUUCGACAUUAGCUAUUAG
Messenger RNA from Vicia faba (fava bean), 732 nucleotides. Lineage: Eukaryota; Viridiplantae; Streptophyta; Magnoliopsida; Fabales; Fabaceae. The record is from the annotation of a GenBank genome assembly.